AUGUUAGGAAAUUCAGACAAUGUUUAUAGAGUAAAAUUUGCCAAUAAUAAAACAAAAGUUCAGAAGGUGGCGUUGAUUGUUAAUACUCCAUUCUCUGUUACUGCAGCAUUAUAUAAAUUAUAUCCUCUAUUAAUUAUCUGGGAUAAUGUAUUAAAUCAUUUACUAUGGAUUACAAAUGAUACUCCAUUACAUAUCUUAUAUCUAAUAAUUUGUUGUUUAUCAAUCAAUUAUUUAUUAUCUGAAAAAUUAGAUUGUGUUAAUUUUGAAGCUUUUCUGGCAUCAUUGAUUGGGUUCAUAACCACUUCUUUCAAUUGGUAUUCUUUCACAUAUUACAUUAAUUCUGUACUAAUACAAAUUAAUGAUAGUGAAGAAGCCCCUACUUUAGAAGAUAUAUAUUUUGUAUUAAAUAGGAUUACUGAUAAGAAUCUGAUAAUAAAAAACAAUUUACUAAAAAUUAUUGGAACUACAAAUACAAUAACAGAUAAUUCCAUCAAUUAUAAAUACUUUUGCAUAAAGAAAUUUAUUAUUUGUAUUUUACUAUUAACCCCUUUCCAGUUCUUUACUUUUUACUUUAGAUUUAUUGAUAGUAAGAAAUAUAUAGUCUGGCUAUUCGUUGCUGUAUAUCUUUAUAAUUCUUCAUGGCUGGAGGUUACAGGAUAUUUAUUAUGGAGAAUAGUUUGGGUGAGAAAACUUUAUUGUGGAUUUUGGAAUACAAAUAGUAAAUUACAGUGUAUUACUAUGAAAGAUUUCAUACUUUUGCUAUCUGCGUAUUUGAAAGAUGUAAUAAAUAUUGAUUUAAAUGAAUUACAAAACAAUUAUAAUCAAGAAGGUGCAAUAUUUGAUUUGGCAAAAGAAAUAAGAAGAAGCAUUGAUGAAAAUAGUGUGGAUAACCAAUAUAAUAUGACACAAUAUAAAAUAAUACUAAGUGAAAAUUAUUUGAAUAAUAAAUAUGAAAUUAUAGAAAUUAUCAUUCAACAAAAUGAAAGGAAAUGGUAUCCAGAUAACUGGAACAAUAAUUUAUUAUCAUAUGAAAAACCUUCAUUACUAUAUUAUAUAUCUCAAAAUAUUUUAAAAGUUUCUGAAUUAAAGAAUUUGGAAGACAUAGAAACAUCUUUACCUCUUCAUUGGGAUUGGCUUGAAAAUGAUUGGAAAUAUGGCAGAUGGAUAUAUAGUGAUACUAAUUGGAAUAUUUUGGGUACUGAAGAUUCAUUGAACGCAUAUACAAGGACAAGAAUAAUUAAACGAUUAGUAUUUUGCCAGAUCUAA
Messenger RNA from Arxiozyma heterogenica, 1266 nucleotides. It is a transcript of the gene PEX32, whose product is annotated as Pex32p. Bases 1 to 1266 code for a protein of 421 amino acids. NCBI's taxonomy places the organism in Eukaryota, Fungi, Ascomycota, Saccharomycetes, Saccharomycetales, Saccharomycetaceae. Gene Ontology annotation, biological process: peroxisome organization. Gene Ontology annotation, cellular component: peroxisomal membrane. The transcript has a single exon. The record is from RefSeq and is a predicted model, not a curated record.